AGUUUUGACGACGCAAGGUGGUGGACUGGUUGGUGAAAUUCCUUUCGAGGCUUUUUAUUCUGCUUCCGUGCUCUCUCCUUCACAGCAGUAGCAAGCAGCAGCAGCAUUUGAAGAGACAGAAGAGUGAGUGUGUGGAAUUUGAACCGUGUCAAGUGUGGUUGUACAUUUCAGUUAACUGUGGGGCUACGAAAAUAUAAUAAAAUCCGGUGAUUAAUACGAGACACUUUUGGAUAAACAAGUGAAGUUCAAGUGAAAAUUCGGGGGUGUAUUUGAUUAAUGAAAAUUGGAAAUAUUCGCUUAUUUUGCUGACGGUGUGAACGUAGUGGUAAAGUUGUACCUAUUUUGAUAAAGAAAUAAAUAUUUAUUCUGUCGAUAAAGGAAACAUACAUUGAAAAGUUAAUGAUUAGGAAGAACAGAACAGUAGGUUUUUCUCGUUGAAUACACAAGGAUUACACCGAAUUCGAAGUGCAGUCACUGUUCCUCCGGAAGAAAGAUAUAUUUCAACCAAGGGCUUAAACGUUUUGUCAAACAGCGGUUAUGUAGGCCACGAUGAUUGUCUGCGACGACUAGAGAAAGCUCCUCGUUCGGCAGCGACAAAUAUCAGCGGCACAAGCAUCAACGACGGCUGGUAGACCCGAGGAUCUGCGGUGCGCACCACAAGUCGACAUUUGAGUGCACAUUUCUCCAGGCAUUAGUGAACUCCACAAGUGCAGGCAGACAAGCAGGCAUAAUUCAACCGUAAAUUUAGAAUAAUCCAACACACAUUACCACGACGACGCAAUGUCACAUCACAGCGACGAUCAUCUGCUGCAGGCAGGCAGCGAUUCGUUCUGGGAGCCGGGCAACUAUAAACGAACCACCAAACGGAUAGAGGAUGGUUACAGGCUGUGCACCGAGCUGCAAACGCUGAUACAAGAGCGAGCGGAAAUCGAGAAAGGAUAUGCCAAAAAUUUGAAGGCCUGGUCGAAAAAAUGGGGCGAACUGAUUGAAAAGGGUCCUGAAUACGGAACCACCGAAGCGGCAUGGAAGGGCAUCCUAACGGAAGCGGACCGAGUUUCCGACGUACAUCUGAAAGUGAAAGAAAACCUCUGCACCGACGUUAUGCAUCAAAUCAAAGCGUGGCAAAAGGAUAACUACCAUAAGACAAUGAUUCAAAUCAAGGAACGCAAAGAGAUGGAAGAUCAAUUCAAGAAGGCACAGAAACCUUGGGCGAAGCACUUGGCGAAGGUGGAAAAGUGCAAAGCCGACUAUCAUACCGCUUGCAAAACGGAACGAUCCGCAGCAAACCAGGAGCGCAAUGCGUCCAACGACACCUCGUUGUCCAACGAUCAGCAAUUGCAGAUGAAAAAGAUGCAGGAUCGCACCUCCCGCAUGAAGGAGGAGGUGAACAAGUGUCGGGAGCGGUACGAAGCCUCGCUGCAGGAGAUCAAUAAAUACAAUGCAAUCUACAUCGAGGACAUGACCUCGGUGUUUGCCAAGUGCCAAGAGAUGGAGGAGACGAGAUUACGCUUUUUCAAGAAUGUGCUGUUCUCGAUACACAAGUGUUUGAAUAUUUCCGAAGACCCCAGCCUGCCCCAAAUCUACAAGGAAUUCCAUCACACCAUCAACAAUGCCGACCACCAGAAGGACCUGAAGUGGUGGUCCAACAAUCAUGGCGUCAAUAUGGGUAUGAGUUGGCCCACGUUUGUGGAGUACACCGAAGAAUUCCGUGACAUUGCGAAGGGCAUCAAGUCGAAAGAAGCCUUACCUGCUGCGCCGAUCACGCUCAUACAUCAGCGACCAGUUGCCGAAGAUUUGCAUGAAUACCCGCCGUCAAGUAACAACAAGAACAGCAUAAACCGAACCUCGGCGUCGCUCAGUAUUAGCAACUCGAGUGCAAACAACAGCAGUUCGCAGCGAGCCACGACACCAAGCCAGGAAUCGCCAAAAUCGGAAAAUGCAUCACUGAAGAACAGCGACGCCGUGACAACGCCGACCCGGAAUUCGCCCGGGCGGGUAGCAGUGGUUGUGACCAGCAAUGGAACGAACGGUAACGGAAAAGCAGCUGACGCACACAAUCCUUUCGACGAAGAAGAAGAAUGGGACGAGGGCGAUGGAAAUGAUAACAUUUUGGUUGAUAACGGUGAACCGGGCGUACCGGUGAAAGCUCUGUACGAUUACGAGGGUGCCGAGAGCGAUGAACUGACGUUUAAAAUGGGCGACGUCUUCGAAAAGCUAGAAGACGAAGACGAACAGGGUUGGUGUAAGGGACGGAAGGACGGUCGCGUCGGAUUGUAUCCGGCGAAUUACGUCGAAGUGGUAGCGACGUAAAAAGCGUACAUACGGUCGUGGCAACGGUAGAAGUGCGCAGCAAGUUGCUGACGAGACGAUGUUCAAGAGCGGGUUUGUAAGAUAGAUGGCGACCCGUCGGUGCCCCGGCAGCGACGACAGCAACAGCUAACAGGACUCGGUUCGUUGUUUACGGCUUCUUUUACUACACUUAGAACACAUGCAAACACAAACAGACACACAUACACAGACACGCGCGCGUUUACCAUAACUUGUAUUAAACUAAAUUAACGAAACCAGUCCUCUAGCGGGUCGUUGAGUCAUUUCUUUUUGAGAGAGAAAUAAAUCUAGCAAUUUUAUCUUUUCAAAUAAGCGUACAUAGUUUUAAAUUUUUGCCUUUCAACUAUUACCGGCGAUGAAUUUCUGGUUCGAAAGGAACCUUUGUUAAUGUAGUACAUAAAAGGGGAGGAAAGUUCCCGAUUAAGUUUCCGCAGAAGUCUAACUUUGGAUGGUCAUUGAUGCCCACUUGUAUAGGCUUCAAUGUAAAAAUAAUUGUUUAGAUUUUUAACAAAUCAGUUUUAAAGUUGAUUCGUGUGUUUUGAAAAACAAAAAAAAACAAUUAGGGCUUACGAUCGAGUUGGUCACCAGCCAAUUUCAAGCAGCCGUCGUGCUCAACGAUACACAUACACACACAUACACAUUUACUUUGAGAUAAUCUAGAUGAAUAUUGACUGAACAAUAUUUGUGCGAAUAACGGGACAGUAAACGGUCCUGGGUGAAUUGCGAGGGAUGAACAUAGUCACGUUUGUUAAAAAGUAGAUUUAAAUAAAACUAAUGAUAAACAAAAUGAUAGAAUCAAAAACAAAACCGUUUGAGCUAAGCUGCAUUUACUCAUAUAGAACAGUUUCCGAAAUAACUCUGCAUUAGUGAUGCUAUGAGCUCGGGAACCCGGGGUCCCUCUUGAGAGAGCCCUGAUUUUUCCCUGCUCAGUAGGGUUUCUGGUGGAACAUUUCACAGAAUAAUGAUUCUGCUUUGUUAUUUUGUUGAACAUUACAAAGUUUAUGCAAUAAACGCUAGAAAGACAUACACAAUGAUAAAAAAAAUUAAACUAAACUUUUGCGAAUUAGAGCCAACAAUCCGAUGAACUUUUGAAUCGAAGCCACACAAUGAAUUUUGCCAAAAACAGAAAAAAUGGGACUAAUCCAUUGUUACGAGAACAUAAAAACUAUACUAUCUUUACAAAACCAAGCGCAACCGAGACCACCAUCGAAACGAUGUUGUUUAUUAGAGACACUGGUAGUGGGUAGAUGUACUGUAGACUUUAGCACCAACUUUUCUCUCCACCUAAUAGAAUACAACAUUAUGCUACUUUGUCCGGAGUUCGAGAGAAUGACCGGACAAAAACUACCCACUCUACCAUCAUUGAAUCCGUCUAAUAUUUUCAUCUGCAAAGCCGUUCAACAAAAAAGUAGUUCAUUUUUUCAUUAAUUGCAUGGUUUACAACAAAUGCAGCUUUCCGCGUUCUUCAUUCGCUAUUUUCGAUUUCAAGCCGACGGUUUAGUUUUGGGCCACGUUUCUCGAUGAGUUCCGAGCAGGACUGCGUUUUCUGUGGGUGUUAUUGGACGUAUUUUGACAAUGGAAAAUGUUACUUAUUUUCUAGCUCAACCUGUUACGUUGUGAAUGUAUUACAAAAUGUCGGGAAAAUGUUAUGUGAAAUUGACGAAAAACGAAAAAAAAAACACAAGGUAUAGUUUUGCUCGUCAACCGAUAAGAGUUGUGUAUUAUACUAUGUUUGAAUAUAUAUUGUAUAAGAAAAAAAAGCAAACAUAAUAUGUUUAGGUAGCUGCUAGCAGAGUAAGUUAUUUAUAUAUAAUUAGUAAAGUUAAAA
Messenger RNA from Wyeomyia smithii (pitcher-plant mosquito), 4156 nucleotides. It is a transcript of the gene Synd, whose product is annotated as protein kinase C and casein kinase substrate in neurons protein 1. Lineage: Eukaryota; Metazoa; Arthropoda; Insecta; Diptera; Culicidae. Gene Ontology annotation, biological process: regulation of endocytosis; cytoskeleton organization; plasma membrane tubulation. The transcript has 12 exons. The record is from RefSeq and is a predicted model, not a curated record. Gene Ontology annotation, cellular component: endosome; plasma membrane; cytoplasm. Gene Ontology annotation, molecular function: protein binding; phospholipid binding. Bases 781 to 2310 code for a protein of 509 amino acids.